AUGCGUGGAGGUAGCCCAGACCCAAAGCUGGUCGAGCACUAUGAGGCUGGUUUCUUGCCCAAGUUGGAUGUCUUUGAGGGCAUUCUUUCAAAGCAAAAGUAUAUGGGUGGUGAUGAAUUCUCGCUCAUUGAUGUCUACUAUCUGCCAUACACCCAAAAGUUAUCCGAGGUUGGCUGUGGCCAUUUCAUCACUGACAGGCCCCAUGUCAAGGCAUGGUGGGAGCGAGUCAGUGCCCGAGACUCAUGGCAAAAAGUCCUCGCUUUGCCUUAG
This is a messenger RNA of Talaromyces marneffei, 270 nucleotides long. RefSeq lists its product as uncharacterized. The record is from RefSeq and is a predicted model, not a curated record. Gene Ontology annotation, cellular component: cytoplasm. Bases 1 to 270 code for a protein of 89 amino acids. The transcript has a single exon. Gene Ontology annotation, molecular function: glutathione transferase activity; glutathione binding. NCBI's taxonomy places the organism in Eukaryota, Fungi, Ascomycota, Eurotiomycetes, Eurotiales, Trichocomaceae.